AUGGCUCAGGUGUGGAGAAGGAUUUCAGGACACUUCUGGGACCCUGAAACUGCUGCAUCUAAGAGUACCAGUGGACUUACAGAUAUAACAUGGAGUUCCAGUGGAAGUGAUGUGUCAGAUGAGGAUAAAACACUUUUUAAAUCACAAAGAGAUAAUGGACAUAAUGAACUACAGUUUAUUGACUGGGAGAUUGACAGUGACAGGGAAGAUACUAGUGAGUAUAAUGAAUUUGAAGACUGUGAGAGUGUUGUGGAAAUAUCAGACUGUGCUUCUUGUUCAAGCAAUCAUUCUUCGACUAGUGAAGAGGGGUUCUCUGAGCUCUUGAAGAGAAGUUCUACAGAAAUUUUGGAAUACUCAUCAGAUAGUGAAAAGGAAGAUGACUCAGAGAAUGCCUUGUUCAUUGAUUCAGAAUCCUCUCCCAAAAACCACAUGGAUUUUGGAACUGAUGUUAGAGAGGUGAUGGAGAGACCAAUAAGGCGGAAGGUGAAAUCUGCAGAGACCAUUUUGUACAUGCCCCAGAAGCAGACGUUUCCCAGGACUCCAGGACCAUCAGCAAAGAUGAAGCUUCUAAGAGGCGGGCUAGCAGAAAGACUAAAUGGACUGCAAAAUCGAGAGAGAUCUGCCAUUUCUUUAUGGAGACAUCAGUGUGUUUCUUACCAAAAGACACUUUCAGGUAGAAAGUCUGGCAUAUUAGUUGUGAAAAUUCUAGAGCUGCAUGAGGAAUGCACCAUCCAAGUUGCUAUGUGUGAGCAGUUAGCAGGGAUGCAAGCCGACAGCUCAUCUCUAGGUCAGGCCCCCAGGACUGGACUGAAGGUGCUGUUCACCAAGGAGACUGCUUGCCAUCUCAGGGGACAUCCCCAAGACAUCAUCCAUAUUUACCCUCCCUGGCAAAAGCUUGUUAUCCCAAAUGGAAGUUGCCCUGUUAUUCUGAAUACUUACUUUUGUCAGAAAAUUGUCACCAAAGAAGAUUCAAAAAUAAUACGUGAAGUGCACUGUUGGGACACACCCCUUCCAAGAAGAAGUAUCACUUUGGCCCAGAUGUUUAUAUUUAAGAAUCUAACAAUUAAAUCUCCUGAAGGCCAGGUUAUGUGUAGUGAUCUCACUACCAUGAGGACAGAAUGCACCCGUGGACAUGAGGAAACCAAGCAAUGCUUCCCAGCUCAAGCUCCCCUGAGGGACUCUCUUCUGGAUGCAGUGGAAAGCCAGGGAGCUGCCCCGUGGUCAGGAGUCAAGGUCCGAGUGGUGGUACAAAGAGUUUACUCUCUUCCCUGCAGGUAUCAGCAGGGAGGUGGCUCAGCUGUUCCACCGGGCCCAGACCCAUCCAGAGCUCGUCUUAGCCAUGGGGCCCGGCUGAGUGCGACCGUCACUGAGAGAACUGAGCCAGAGAGACAGACAGAGGACAGGAGCCUAACCAUCAAACUUCAGAAACAGAAGCCAGAGAAGAUGGUAGAAUGGACAAGUGACACUGUGGACAACAAGCACAUGGGGCGCCACCCAUCAAAGGCUGCUGUCAUUCAUGAGAAACCGCGGGCAUUUGGUGUGAGCUCCAUGGAGAGUGAUGAGGAAGAGAAGGGCUGUGAAUCAUGGAAUCUUGGAGUUAGAUUGGCCCUGAGAUACCGGUUGCAAGUUACUGGUUUGAUAGCUGAGUCUCGGCUGCAGCAGAGGAUUGAACUCGUCGGGUGCCAGACACCAGACUCUGACACAGGCCACUCAUCGCGUUUGCCAUUGAUCAGAGCAGUGACCUCAUGCUGGUCUAAGGAGACCCUCUGCAAAGUUCUCCAUUCAAGCCAUCCUCCACCGUGUGCCAAGACUUCUGUUUCUGAAACAGUGAUUUUAUCCAAACCUGUCCACUGUCACCCUGUUGUUGACUCAUUGAUGGCAGGAGAUAGGUGUGCUGCCUGGCACACAUGCUCGUCAUUUGUCACCCCUGGUUUCCUCUCAGGUCAGCCUCCACCAGGCCGUCAUCACAUGGCCGUUGCCUCCAGCCACUACUGGGCGUCACGGACUUCAGUCAAGAAGAGGCCCCCGCUCCCCUCAGCUCAGAGUCUAGGGUACAGUUUCACUGUGGGAGAUCUCCUAGCCCAUGUUGCAGCUCUACCCCAAGUGUGGUGGGCCAAGAAUACUGGCCCAGUUGUCCUAUCCCAGCUCACCCAUAGGACAGAGGCAGCAGAGCAGAGAAGCAGCCCCAGAUCAGUGUCCCCACCCCCACCCCAACACGCACUCUGGAUCCGAAGUGUAACUCCAGGAGAAGGGGACUCCAUCCUCACCCCUGGAGUCUGCCUUCUCGUGCAAGAUGCCUAUGGAAUGUUCAGUGAAGUAUACUCUGAGGGCGCCAUCUUGAAAGACCAACAGUUGGAAGGGAAAUCCUGCAGCCUGAUGGGAAUGAAGGUUCUACAGAAGGCCACCAGAGGAAGGACAGCAGGGCUUUUCAGCUUGAUUGACACCAUGUGGCCUCCAGCCAUGCCUCUGAAAGCACCUGGCCGUGGCCAAGCCCAUGAAGAGGUAGAAACUCGUGUGCCUCCUCCUAGCUUCUGUUACAUCCUCUCUGCUCAUCCAAGUGUGGGACAGAUUGAUGUCAUAGAAGAAGACCGCAUUUCUAAGCUUUACCAACCUCCAGUUACCCGCUUCUUAAGAGAAAUUCUUCAGACCGAUGACCACAGUACACGUUGCAGUUUCUAUGCCAGAGUGAUUUAUCAAAGAUCACAGUUAAAAACAUUAAUUUUCUUUUAACAAAGGGAGAUUUGGCUGAUGGUGACUGAUGUCACCCUGCAGAUGCAGGAUGAGAAUAACUCUGGCCUCCCCAAAACUGUACCAGUCUGUGUGGCCCCCUCAUGUGUGCUGAGCCAGGAAGUCGUGGAAGCGCUCGCCGAGGCUACCCCUCACAGCUUCCUCUUCAGGGACACUCUCCGAGCCCAGGGUCAGAUUGUUUGUGUUGAACGAAGUGUCCUUUUGCUUCAAAAGCCCCUUUUGGGUAUGGCCUCCAGUGCUCCCUCCUGUGAACUGACCAGCCCUGUGAAGCUCAAUGAACUGGAUUCUGUCACUCAGGUCAACUCCAUUUGCAGCGUUCAAGGCACUGUGGUUGGUGUGGAUGAGAGCACGGCUUUCUCAUGGCCCACCUGUGACCUGUGUGGCAACGAGAGACUGGAGCAGAGCCCGGGAGACAGAGGCGCCUUUUCCUGUGGGGACUGCUCCCGCGUGGUCAUCUCUCCUCUUCUCAGAAGGCACUUGCAGGUGUUCCUGGACUGCCCGUCUCGCCCCCAGUGCACAGUGAGGGUCAAGCUGUCCCAGGCCAGUAUUUCUUCGCUCCUGAGGUUCGCCGCCUGCGAAGAUGGGAGUUAUGAAGUGAAGAGUGUCCUCGGAAAGGAGGUGGGGCUGUUGAAUUGUUUUGUCCGGUCCGUAACCACCCACCCGGCUAGCUGCGUUGGAUUGGAGGAAAUUGAGCUCCUGACUGCAGGAAGAGCCUCUUCCCGACACUGCCCGUCGCCACAGGAGCUGUGAACUUUGUGA
Molecule: messenger RNA, 3507 nt
Organism: Puma concolor (puma)
Lineage: Eukaryota; Metazoa; Chordata; Mammalia; Carnivora; Felidae
Source: RefSeq, a predicted model, not a curated record